ACCAGUACUACAACUUAUCCACCUACUACAACAGAAACCAGUACUACAACUUAUCCACCUACUACAACACAAACCAGUACUACAACUUAUCCACCUACUACAACAGAAACCAGUAGUACAACUUAUCCACCUACUACAACAGAAACCAGUACUACAACUUAUCCACCUACUACAACAGAAACCAGUACUACAACUUAUCCACCUACUACAACACAAACCAGUACUACAACUUAUCCACCUACUACAACAGAAACCAGUACUACAACCUAUCCACCUACUACAACACAAACUAGUACUACAACUAAUCCUCCUACUACAACACAAACUAGUACUACUACACCUAAACCUUCUACUGCCAUGCAGGACAGUACAAAGUCUCCUACUACCACUUCUAUAUAUGUCAGAGGAUGUGCAAGCAAUCCAUGUCGAAAUAAUGGAACGUGCGUGGAUGGCAUUCUAAGCCGCUACUUUUGCCAUUGUCCAAAAAAGUACUUUGGACGCAACUGUAACGAAGAAUUCAGUAAGUUUAGCUCUUCUUUGAAGUAUAUAAUGGUUAUAGUUCCUUUCCAUAUACACGACUUUCACAAUUCUUGGUGUGCAACCCCCAAAGUGAAAAUUUAUUAGUCGUUAUUUUCAAAAACCAAGUAGCGAGUCACAAAGAGCAUAGUCAG
Molecule: messenger RNA, 671 nt
Organism: Exaiptasia diaphana
Lineage: Eukaryota; Metazoa; Cnidaria; Anthozoa; Actiniaria; Aiptasiidae
Product: threonine-rich protein
Exons: 2
Source: RefSeq, a predicted model, not a curated record